AUGCUCCAGCUUGGACCGUACUCCGCUUGGGUCGCCUUCGAUGGCUACGACCGACGAACAUACGCCACGGAGGUAUCGCAGUCCGGUUGCUGCAUAUCCGGUUGGAUAGCAUCGGAACGAGAGAAGAAAUUCUCAGUCAACUGGCACAACGCAUUGCGAGAUAUACCAUUGGAAGGAGUAGUGUCUAUUGAUGGCGUUGUAUGCAGUACGCACGUCAUGCUGGACAAGUCAACACGCCCACUCGCUCCAGACGAGAUCUCCAUAUCCUAUGCUAGAUCAUCGGAUCUAACGCGAAGAGAUUUUGUCUUUUCGACUAUACAAGUGACGGACGAGGACGAGUACCUGCACACCAUUGAUAAUCAGUAUACUUUUGGCGUCAUUGAGCUAGAGCUCUGGCGGCUGGCGGUAUCCAAUGUCACUGCUCGUCAACCACUCCGACACCAAUAUGGCAAACCGUCACUUGAACCUCAGAUAUUACACGAACGGUCAAAAAAAGGCGGUUCUCAUCAUGUCAAAUUCGGUGAAGAAUACAUUUCUCAUCCGUCAACAGUCGACCUUGUCACCGGGAUGCGGAUUGAUAAACAACCUUUCGUCAAGUUUACGUUCAGAUACAGAUCUAUGGGUACGUUUCUUUGGGGACUCCAUAGGGAUGAGAUGCUGAUGCACGUCCGUUUACUUUAG
This is a messenger RNA of Desarmillaria tabescens, 681 nucleotides long. RefSeq lists its product as uncharacterized. Bases 1 to 681 code for a protein of 226 amino acids. The transcript is spliced from 4 exons. NCBI's taxonomy places the organism in Eukaryota, Fungi, Basidiomycota, Agaricomycetes, Agaricales, Physalacriaceae. The record is from RefSeq and is a predicted model, not a curated record.